Molecule: messenger RNA, 882 nt
Organism: Puccinia triticina
Lineage: Eukaryota; Fungi; Basidiomycota; Pucciniomycetes; Pucciniales; Pucciniaceae
Exons: 3
Coding region: 1-882 (293 amino acids)
Source: RefSeq, a predicted model, not a curated record
AUGCCCACUUUGAUGAGUGACCAACGCUUCCACCACGCGUUCCACCCCUACCAGAGCACCCCACAAACCUCUCGCAGCUCACUCCCAUGCUUCGUCCAUUCAUCUCCCAUCACCAACUCACUGAUCUCCUCACACUCAAAGACGGUCAGACCAGAUGCUUUACUGCUAGCUCGUUGCGUGGAGGGAAAGCAGUAUGGUAAUUUCUCACACCACACCGCGUCCCCGGCCGCAUCAUCCCUGAUUCCGACAUGCAACGGAUUAACAGCCUCUGGCUCUUCUAUGCCUCCACUCCUUACCAAAGGCUUCUCCCGUGCGAUGCCGAACGGUCCCAGUCCCGUUCAAGCUUUCUUAGCUACGCAAGGUCGUACAAAGACAAGUGAAAGCUCACGCAGCCCAAACACAACUACUUCCAGCCCUCUCAGUCCCGCUUCUAACAGCACUCAGUAUCAUCGGGAUUUCGUCAGAUAUCUCAAAGCAUGGCGCCCUCCAGUGGAAUACUACGCGCGUCGUCGAUAUCAGCACCCGUCGCUCUCUUAUCCCUCCCGCAGCCCAUCUCUCCCCAGUCUGCUGGAAGAACGGAUCACCAAUGACGGGAACAUGGACACAGUGUGUCCUGAGCAAGCCAUGUCUACAUCGCCGCGUGCAUAUCGUCGAAGGAUAUUCCCAGCACACCUCUCUUAUACCAACCCAGUCAGCCAACAUAGGUCAACACAAGGCUGGGAUGACGAUUCGGAAGAAGAUCUUGAUAGCGAUGACGACGAUGAGGAUAUCGAAUCAGAUGGUGAAUCAGACUCAGAGGCCGUGACCCCAACCUCCUCCCCCGGGUCGAGUCCAACCUACUUUCUUCAGCCGCUUGUUUUAACCAAACUUCCCGGUUAUUAA